AUGAAGGCCAAAAGAAUGAAAAACCAGCGCAAGAUUAUGCAGACAUACCAAAUGCAUUAUGACUUUCGUGAAGCGUAUCAAGUACUGAUCACAUCUGACUGUCUAAGAGCCAUGCAUGCUUUUGCCAUGCCCAUUCAGAAAUUCCUUCAGAACACCCUACAGGGCAAAGUACUCCCAUAUAUAACUCAAUGUACUCUAGCCAAGGUGAUGGAGGGCUAUUCUGGCAAAGGAAGAGACGGCAGACCUGCAUACCUACCACCGCCGAUGGACGUUCCACUACGCUACUGCAAGCACAAAGACGAUGAAGGUCAGGAGCGAGGUGUCAUUCCCGAAGCAGAGUGUCUCAUUGAUCUACUGAGUGGUCAGGUGAAAGGCAACCAGCAGCCGAAGAACAAGAACCACUUUGUGCUGGCCGCAGCAGAUUGGGAUGAAGGUAUCAAGGACCAGAAACAACGAGAGAAGCUCGAAGCGGAACGUAGAAAGAGACGAAGACAAGGAAACCCAGACGUCGAUGUGCGUGACCGUGCAAGAACAAUCGCUGGAGUGCCGAUUGUAUAUGUGAAGAGGAGUGUCAUGGUGCUAGAAGAGCCAAGUGCUGCAACAGACAGAGCGAUCAGGGGCGUUGAGAAAGACAAGUUCAAAGAUGGAAUUGGCGGUGCCGCUCGUGGAGUCAAGAGAGGGAGAGAAGACGAUGACAGCGAUCAGGACACAAACAAUGAUGACGGUUCGAAAAACAGAGGCGUAAAGAGAGCUCGUGGGCCUAAUCCCAUGUCAGUAAAGAAGAAGCAGCCGAAGGAUCAAAAACAACCAGCUCCUCCAGCUACAGCACAAGAGAACCAAGAUCCAUCACAACAGACUGCAAAGAGGAAACGUCGUGGCAAGAGAGGCAAACAUAAUGCAGAGCAGGGUGACAUGGCGAAACCCACCGAGGGUGCUAUUGAAUCCGAGCAAACGUGA
This is a messenger RNA of Lithohypha guttulata, 957 nucleotides long. RefSeq lists its product as uncharacterized. The transcript has a single exon. Lineage: Eukaryota; Fungi; Ascomycota; Eurotiomycetes; Chaetothyriales; Trichomeriaceae. Gene Ontology annotation, molecular function: small ribosomal subunit rRNA binding. Gene Ontology annotation, cellular component: small-subunit processome; nucleolus. The record is from RefSeq and is a predicted model, not a curated record. The coding region runs from base 1 to 957 and encodes 318 amino acids.